Molecule: messenger RNA, 3621 nt
Organism: Stegastes partitus (bicolor damselfish)
Lineage: Eukaryota; Metazoa; Chordata; Actinopteri; Pomacentridae
Gene: afdnb
Product: afadin, adherens junction formation factor b
Exons: 23
Coding region: 1-3606 (1201 amino acids)
Biological process (GO): regulation of protein localization; signal transduction
Cellular component (GO): adherens junction
Molecular function (GO): cell adhesion molecule binding
Source: RefSeq, a predicted model, not a curated record
AUGCCAGAGGAGGAAGAACGAGAGAAACUGGCCAAAGUCAUCAGACAGUGGAACAACAACAGACUGGACCUGUUUGAAAUCAGCCAACCUGAUGAGAACCUGGAGUUUCACGGCGUGAUGCGCUUCUACUUCGAGGAUCAUGUCGGAGGCAACGUUGCCACAAAGUGUCUGCGCGUUUGCAGCAACUCGCCAACUCAUGAGGUCAUUGAAACUCUCUCAGAGAAAUUCAGGCCUGACAUGAAAAUGCUGACGACUAGUUACUCCCUGUAUGAGAUCCACACCAACAAAGAACGCAAAUUACAUCCAGAUGAGAAGCCUUUAGUGGUACAACUAAACUGGAACUCGGACAACAGAGAGGGACGUUUUGUGCUGAAGAAAGACAAGGACAGUUUGGAGGAAAACUGUCAUGAGAAACAGAAAGGAGGCGUGAUCCAAAACUUUAAGAGGACGCUGUCAAGAAAAGGAAAGAAGAAAGAGAAAACUAACGGGGCUGACAAGGUGUCAGAGGAUGAGAGCGGGUCAGCUGAGAAUCUACUGAACAACAACAGCAUUUGUUUGUGUAGCCCUGAGACACAACAACAUUGCACAGAAUGUAAAAGGCAGCAGAAGCAGGCUGCUGUGGAUCAACCUGGAUUACCAGUUGGAAUCAAAUUCUGUGAUCACUCUGAGGAGCCCUUCCUGUCUGCAGUCAUAAAUUACACCAACAGCUCCACGGUUCAUUUCAAGCUCUCACCUGCGUACAUCCUCUAUGCCGCCGGCCGGUUCGCUCUGCGGCGCCAUCGCAGCCGAAGCUCUCCGCCCUCAGGACGCACGCACGGUGUAACCUCCAUCACCAACAAAAUGGUGGCCAUGACAGCGAAGGUCAUCCAGAGGCAGCAGACCAUCGCCGGGGCUCUCGCCUUCUGGAUGGCCAACGCCUCUGAGCUGCUAAACUUCCUCAAGCAUGACAAAGACCUCGGCCCACUGACACAGCAGGGCCAGCUGGACCUGUCCCACCUGGUUCAUAAAGCCUACAGUUACCUGCUUCAGUGUCUACAGAAUGAGCUGAGGAAACAUUUGCCAACUUUUCUGAUCGAUCCUGAGCAACACGGUCCGCUGCCAGCUGGUAUAGAGAUGGUGCUAAACACCCUGAUGAACGCCAUGUCUCUGCUGCGCCGCUGUCGGGUCAACCCAGCCCUCACCAUCCAGCUCUUCUCCCAGCUCUUCCAUUUCAUCAGCGCCUGGCUCUUCAACCAGCUCAUGAGCCCGGAGGCCAGCGCUCCAGGCCUGCGCUCCCACUACUGGGGGGCUGCUCUCCGCCAGAGGCUCACCACCAUCGAAGCCUGGGCAGAGCGGCAAGGUCUGGAGCUGGCUGCCGACUGCCACUUGGGACACAUCAUCCAGGCAACCACGCUCCUGACCAUGAAUAAGUACUCAACGCAGGACGCGAAGGACAUCCAGAGUACCUGUUUCAAGUUGAACUCACUGCAGCUGCAGACGUUGCUCGCCGGCUACCUCUAUGCAACCAAUGAGCCUCACAUCCCCCCUGAUUUGAUCGAUGCCGUAGUGGCUGCUGCCGAGGCCUCGGCAGAUAACCUGAUUCGCAGCGAAGGACGGGACAUCCAGCUGGAGGAGAGCCUCGACCUCCACCUGCCCUUCCUGCUGCCGGAGGGAGGAUACUCCUGUGACACCGUCAGAGGAAUCCCUCAAGGGUUUGCAGAGUUUAUGGAGCCAAUUUGCCAGAAAGGUCUCUGCUCUUUGACAUCCCAGCUGAACCCUAAAGGUGACUGGAUGGUGCACUUCAGUGAAUCUGCAGCUUCUGAAGAGAGAACGUACUUGGCAGCACACAGACAGCCAGAGGUUGUGACCAUCACACUGAACAAGCCUCUGAACAGUGGGAUGGGGGUCAGCAUUGUGGCUGCAAAGGGAGCAGGCCAGGCUAACCUUGGCAUCUAUGUUAAAUCUAUUGUGAGGGGCGGACCGGCUGAAAUGAACGGCAGGUUGACGGCUGGAGAUCAGCUGCUCAGCGUGGACGGUCGAAGCCUGGUCGGACUCAGCCAAGAAAGGGCAGCAGCGAUCAUGAUGCAAACCGGCCCCGUUGUGACCUUGCAGGUUGCCAAGUUCGGAGCGAGCUACCACGGCCUGGGGGCUCUGCUGAGUGAACCAACUCCAGAAAGAACCACUGGCGAUCAAGGCCACGCUAAGCCAAACGGUAAGGCGCUUGUGCUGUACGGUGUCAUGGAUCCUGGACACUCAGAGCAGCUUCACGGAGGCAGCAGAAGGCAGAAAGACCUGAUAAUGCAGAGAAACAGACAACUGUAUCGCUCCAACCCCAACAUGGCCGCAGACAUCGGCCUGGAGGAUGAAGAUGAACCUGCUGACCCUGUUGUUAGAAGAAACCACAACGCUUCUGUUUCCAGCAUCAACCUCUGCACUGAUACACUUCACAGGGAAUACUUGACACUUCCGACCCCUAAAUCCCAGAACAAGAAUGUUUCUGAAUCCAGCCGACCGCAGCAAACAUUUAAAGUGUCUUUGAGACCUUUGGAUGGACAGAGAUCCAGUAAGAGGACCUUCAUGGUAAGUCCUAAUGUCUCUCGCCAAGCCCUGUCGCAGGAGAACUUGUGUAUGGACAGUGGAGGCCCCCUGCUGGACAAAAGGCAGAACACGUGGGUGCAGAAGGACCAGGGUGCAAAGCAAACCGCCAGCCACUAUUCAUCUUUCCCGAUUCGCUCGAGCGUUUCCACCCACGACAUCCUCUCUGACAGCAGCUCUCCCACAAAACAGCAGCAGGGCAGUCGCACAAGUGGCGCCGGUGUCUGGAGAACCCCCUUCUCACAGCACUCCACACCGACACCUUCAGUCCAGCCGAUACGCAUCGACAUCCCCAUAACCAGAGCAGUGAGCACGCAGUCACAUCCUCCACUCACCACCUUCCAGAAGAUGAGCCAAACUCUGAAAGUCAAUGGACAGACACAGAGUCCUCAUAUAUAUGCGUGUCCAGUUCCUGCGAUUAAGAAGCUACCUCAGCCCUCGCUGUCAUCACAGCAGCAGAGAGGAAGCACACAAAGACCACAAGCAGCCAAACCCCAAGUGAGCAUCACUCCUACAAAGCACGUCUCCUUCCAAGAGCCUCCCUGUCAGCAGAAGAAGAGCUCAGGCCCAGUGAAGCAGAAAGACCCCCGGGAGCUGCCCGACCCGUGGAGGAGGGAGGCCCAGGAGAAGCUGGAGAAGCAGCAGAGGCUUCAGGUGGUGGAGCUGCUGGAGCAGGAGGUGCAGGAGCUCCAGGCCAAAGCAGAGCGCACGGCGGAGGAGAGCGACCGACUCCGGAAGCUCAGCCUGGAGUGGCAGUUUCAGAAGAGGCUGCAGGAGGUUCAGCAGAGGGGAGAGGAUGAAGAGGAGGAGGAUGAAGAUUUGAACAUGAUGGUGACGCUGCAGCAGCUGGAGAAAAGAGCUCAGAUCAAAAGCCAAGUGGACCAAGUCGGGAUGUUCCCAACGUGGCAUCAAGAGAUAUUUCUGUUGUGUGUUUGCAGUAAUCAGCGGGAGGAAAUCAGGAGAGUGUCUGCUCCGGAAAAGCUCACCUUCAAGGAGCGGCAGCAUCUCUUUUCUCUGGCGUCCAGUGCGUAAAACAAGCCUAAAACC